This is a messenger RNA of Neurospora crassa OR74A, 1251 nucleotides long. RefSeq names its product prenyl cysteine carboxyl methyltransferase Ste14. The record is from RefSeq and is a predicted model, not a curated record. The transcript has a single exon. Gene Ontology annotation, molecular function: protein C-terminal S-isoprenylcysteine carboxyl O-methyltransferase activity. Gene Ontology annotation, cellular component: membrane; endoplasmic reticulum. Bases 207 to 1148 code for a protein of 313 amino acids. Gene Ontology annotation, biological process: C-terminal protein methylation. NCBI's taxonomy places the organism in Eukaryota, Fungi, Ascomycota, Sordariomycetes, Sordariales, Sordariaceae.
UUUGCGCCAGUGGUCGCAAGAGGGGUAAGUCUCCCUAAAUGCUAUUGUUUGGUUUUCUUGCCAUUGUUCUCUGUUGCGACGUUGCCGUCCCCGGGCGCCAGCAUAUGAUAUGUGUACAUCUUCGCUACCUCCCACUGCCUCUGUCGCCAUAACCGUCUUGCCUACUCUGCCGGCUCCUUUGCAUCACAUCACCAGAUCAGUCUACCAUGUCUGAAACUCCGUCGUCGUCGUCGUCGGCGCCCUUGGCUACUGGUCGCAGUGACGGUCCAUCAGUCCACCACCGUCAGCAUUCACGCGGACAAACCACUCACAUUAACAUCCCUGCCGCUACCGCUACCGCUACCGCUACCGCUACCCAUCUUUCAGAAGCUGACCUUUCCCUUCCGACGGACAGCCCAACCAGCGCGAACUCCGACCUCAACCUCGUCAACGACCGAGACUACUUUCCCUACCAGCCCAAGUCCCUAGCCGGCAUCGCCACGCGCUCCUUCUGCCUCGGCAUCGCUGUUACCAUUGGCGUCGGCGCAACCGUCGCAACCCUUUUCUACACAUCGAGCUCGCUCUGGCGCCUGCCCUUCUUCCUCGCCGCGCUCGCGACCUUUCACUUCCUCGAGUUCUGGACCACAGCCGCCUACAAUACCCGCGCUGCCGAUGUCAAGUCCUUCCUUCUCACGGCCAACUGGCCCGGCUACGCCAUCGCACACGGCUUCGCGACGCUUGAGUGUCUGCUGACCAACGCCUUCUGGCCAAACCGUGCGUGGGCGCCGUUUGGUUCCGGUACGCUGCUCUGUUUGCUCGGCCUGGCCCUGACGGUGAUCGGCCAGGUGGUGCGCAGUGUGGCCAUGGUACAGGCGGGACCGAGCUUCAACCACUUGGUGCAGCGCCAGCGAAGCUCGGCGCACGUACUGGUGACGUCGGGGAUCUACGGCAGGUUCAGGCACCCGAGUUACUUUGGCUUCUUUUGGUGGGCGUUGGGGACGCAGAUGGCUAUGGGCAACGUCGUUAGCUUUGUGGCUUAUGCGGCGGUGUUGUGGAAGUUCUUCAGUUCGAGGAUCAAGCAUGAGGAGGAGUUUUUGGUCAAGUUCUUUGGGCAAGAGUAUGUGGAUUAUCGAAGAAGGGUGGGCACCAAGAUUCCGUUUGUUCCCUGAGUUGGGCGUGGUGCUUUUUCGACAGAACUCAUCUGUUGUGUGCCAUAGUCUAUUACGUGGUAGUCGCUUUACGUGGUAUACAGUUCGAAAGAAUAGAUACAAA